This is a messenger RNA of Brettanomyces nanus, 1734 nucleotides long. RefSeq lists its product as uncharacterized. Gene Ontology annotation, molecular function: RNA helicase activity; nucleic acid binding; ATP binding. The record is from RefSeq and is a predicted model, not a curated record. The transcript has a single exon. Gene Ontology annotation, cellular component: nucleolus. Lineage: Eukaryota; Fungi; Ascomycota; Pichiomycetes; Pichiales; Pichiaceae. The coding region runs from base 1 to 1734 and encodes 577 amino acids.
AUGUCGAAAGUGGAAGUGGCUAAAGAUUACGUUGAUGAGGAAGUUUCAUUUGAGUCAUUCCAUUUAGAUCCAAGGCUUCUUCAAGCUAUUAUCAAAUUAGGCUAUGAGCAUCCUACUUUAGUUCAGACUCAGGCUAUCAAGCUCUCGUUAGAUGAAAAGAAGGAUAUUAUUGCCCGAGCUGCGACGGGUUCGGGUAAAACUGCAGCUUACUGUAUUCCCAUUGUUCAAUCCAUACUAUCCAAUCAACAGGAUCAGCAGGACAAAGAACAGGCAGAACAUAGUAUUCAUGCUGUUAUACUAGUUCCCACAAAAGAGCUCUCUCAGCAAGUGUACGAGUUCUUGAAUGAGUUGACGAUUUAUUGUGGUAAGGUGGUGAAGUUGCUCAACUUGAGUGAUUCGGUGGAUGAUGAUUUACUCGUUUCUUUGGUCAACGAACAGCCUGAAGUGAUUAUAUCAACUCCAUCGAAGUUAGUGACGAUGUUAGAAAAGAACAAAAAGUUGAGUCUAACUCAACUCAAAUACAUGGUGAUCGACGAGGUUGAUUUGGUGGUCAGUUACGGUUAUAGUGAUGAUCUUGAAAAGCUCACAAAAUACCUAAACUUAAAACAAGAGAUGCAGAUGUUUCUAAUGAGUGCCACGUUGAAUGAAGAUGUGGCCGAACUCAAGAGCAAGUUUUGCAGUAAGCCUGCCGUUUUGAAGUUGCAGGAUUUGGCAGAUAACUCAAAAGAAUUGGCUCAAUAUUAUAUCAAAACUAAUGAAUUGGAUAAAUUCUUGUUGGUCUACGUGAUUCUCAAGUUGAAGCUUAUUCGAGGAAAGAUUUUGGUGUUUGUCAAUGACUUAGAAAGAGGUUAUAGGUUAAAGUUAUAUCUUCAGAACUUUGGACUUCGGGCCUGUGUUCUUAAUUCGGAGCUUCCCUUGAAUUCUCGUCUUCAUAUUGUUGAGCAGUUCAACAAGAAUGUGUACAAUUUGUUGAUAGCUACUGAUGAUUCGAACUAUUAUGAUGAUGAGGACUUAUCGAGUUCGAAGAGCUCGAAGAGCUCGAAGAAUUCAAAAGAUUCAAAGAACUCAGAGAACUCGAAGACUCCUUCGGAAUAUAGUGCUUCUAGAGGUGUCGACUUCCAGAAUGUGGCAUGUGUCUUAAACUUUGAUCUUCCAACAUCAUCCAAGGCAUACGUUCAUCGUGUUGGACGUACAGCAAGAGCAGGUAAGGCAGGUAUCGCUUUAUCGUUUAUUGUUAACAACAAAGAUUGGGGCAAACAUAAAGCAUCUUCAUUGGCCAGUGCUAGGAAGGACGAAAAGGUGUUGGCUAGAAUUGAAAAGACUCAGAAAAAGCUUGGAUUCGAGUUGCAACCUUACCAGUUUGAUACGAAGCAGUUGGAUAAUUUCAGAUACAGAAUGGAGGAUUCAUUCAGGUCUGUGACCAAAGCUGCCAUCAGAGAUGCACGGUUGAGGGAGAUUAAGAUGGAAUUGAUAACAUCUGAUAAGUUGAAGAGGCAUUUUGAGGAGAACCCAGAAGACUUGGCUACAUUGAGGCAUGAUAAAGCGGUUUCUAAAGUGAGAAGUGACCGGAAUCUUCAGGAUGUUCCCGAUUAUCUCUUACCUAAAGCAGUUAGACUGGAUCCAAAAAAGAUUACAUUUAUUCCUUUCAACAAAAGCAAUGGAAAAACCAGUAAGAAGAGAAGAAGAAAAGAAGGUGGAAAGAAGGUGGAUCCUCUCAAGAAGUUUAGGAGGUAA